Messenger RNA from Notodromas monacha, 1076 nucleotides. The record is from the annotation of a GenBank genome assembly. NCBI's taxonomy places the organism in Eukaryota, Metazoa, Arthropoda, Ostracoda, Podocopida, Cyprididae.
AGGUGGAUUUCCCAUUUCUGGUGCUGCUCAUCUCGGGGGGACACAGUCUGCUGGCCCUGGUUCGUGGCCCCACUGAUUUCCGCCUCUUGGGCGAAUCCCGGGACGACGCACCCGGCGAAGCCCUGGACAAGGUCGCCAGGUACCUGAAACUGCGAGACCAUCCGGAUUGCCAGGGGUUUUCCGGCGGCCGCGCCAUCGAGCACCUGGCCAAAAAAGGCGACCCCAAGGCGUUUCCGUUCCCGUUCCAGCUGGCCAAGUACCGGGACUGCAGUUUCAGCUUCUCCGGCCUCAAGGACAGGGCGUAUCGGACCAUCAUUAGGAUGGAACGGGAAUAUGACUUGCCUCCGGACGCGUUCAUCCCGCGGAUCGAAGACUUCUGCGCCUCCUUCUUGCACGGGGUAACCAAGCAUCUCUGCGCGCGGGUUCAGCGUGCCAUGGAGUACCUGCGGGACCAGGAAGUUUGGGCCGACGGGAUCCGGCCCACGCUGGUGGUGAGCGGAGGAGUGGCAUGCAACGAGUACAUCCGAAGUAAACUGGGGAUCGUCUGCGAUGCGUAUGAGUAUGACAUUAAAAUCCCACCGCCAAAAUUGUGCACGGACAACGGGAUCAUGAUUGCUUGGAAUGGCGUGGAGCGAUGGAGAGUGGGUGCGGGUAUGACAACUGACUAUGACUCCGUGACAUUCGUUGGGAAGGUGUGUUCCACAAUGCGGUCGGUGUGUGUUGAACAAUUGAGGCGUGUCUCCGAAGACCCUUUUUUCCUUACUUUUUUCUUUUCAUCUGUUUCUCCAAAUGCCCGCCAGGUGGUGAGCGGAGGAGUGGCAUGCAACGAGUACAUCCGAAGUAAACUGGGGAUCGUCUGCGAUGCGUAUGAGUAUGACAUUAAAAUCCCACCGCCAAAAUUGUGCACGGACAACGGGAUCAUGAUUGCUUGGAAUGGCGUGGAGCGAUGGAGAGUGGGUGCGGGUAUGACAACUGACUAUGACUCCGUGACAUUCGUUGGGAAAUCUCCAAUCGGUACAAGUGAGGCAGACGAAGUAGAGAAGAAGCAGAUCAAAUGCUCGUGGGUCAAGCUAUGA